UUGACGGCCUGCUGCCAGUCCACUUGGCCGUCCCCGUCACGCCUCUGCGGGUCUGCGGCCUCGCUGUCGUCCUUUUCCUCGAACUGCUGAGCCGCCGACUUGGACACCUUCUCGCCCGCUUUCCUCUUCCAGCCAAAGGACGCCAUGUUGCUGGGGCUAUUUGUAAGGUAAAAGGCAACUGACAGCUGUGAUUCUGGGAUUUAAAAAAACCGCAGAGACCAUGGGAAAAAGAUACUACUGCGACUACUGUGAGCGUUCCUUCCAGGACAACAUGCACAACAGGAAAAAGCAUCUUUUUGGCGUGCAGCACCAAAGAGCUAAAAAGGCCUGGUUCGACCAUUUCAGAGGCUAUGAAGAUAUUUUAAAAGACGAACAGGCAAAGAAACCCUGCAGGAAGUUCCUCCAAAGAGGCAUUUGCGAUUUUGGCCCCAGCUGCAGGUUUUCUCACAUGUCCGAGGCAGAGAUGUUCAAUUUGCGAAGGAAGAUGCAAGAUGAGAGACGGCGCUUGGAGGGCUGGGAGGACCCGAGCGAGGCCGAGCCCAGCCUGGAUGUGUGGUUGUCCACCAGGGAGAAGAGGAGAAGCGGCCGGGCCAGCAAAGGUGUGCAAGACGAGCGGGAGGAGGACCUGACGCAGAGUGACAUUCCGCCGCAGAUCUUCUCCAUUCCGGACCUGCCACCCUCACUGGUGCCGCCUCCUCCAGGUGGCUGGAAAAUGGACAGCAAUGCGAAAUGGGGAUGAUUGAUUGGAUUAUUGAGUUGACAAUAUUAGCUGGAUCAAAAUCGUGCAUUUAAAUUUUCUUUUUUUUUUUUACAUUUUACAACAUUAAAAAAUACUCAAUCUGCUGAUUUUUGUCAAUAUUUCUAUAUAUUGUAAAGUUACACAACGUGCUCCAAUGUGAUCUGCUUGGUAAAGGCGAGACAUUCAGUACAAUUAAUUUUUUCUUUGUGCUGAUUGGGCGAAGUGCGACUUGUACACGCCUACCAAACUUCUUUUGACCAAUCAAGGCAACGGAUAAAAUUGUCAUCACAGUG
Messenger RNA from Hippocampus zosterae (dwarf seahorse), 1032 nucleotides. It is a transcript of the gene zmat5, whose product is annotated as zinc finger, matrin-type 5. Bases 221 to 739 code for a protein of 172 amino acids. Gene Ontology annotation, cellular component: U12-type spliceosomal complex. Lineage: Eukaryota; Metazoa; Chordata; Actinopteri; Syngnathiformes; Syngnathidae. The transcript is spliced from 6 exons. The record is from RefSeq and is a predicted model, not a curated record. Gene Ontology annotation, molecular function: zinc ion binding.